Messenger RNA from Stegostoma tigrinum, 9631 nucleotides. RefSeq names its product zinc finger CCCH-type containing 18 (gene zc3h18). The record is from RefSeq and is a predicted model, not a curated record. Gene Ontology annotation, molecular function: metal ion binding. Bases 298 to 3444 code for a protein of 1048 amino acids. The transcript is spliced from 21 exons. NCBI's taxonomy places the organism in Eukaryota, Metazoa, Chordata, Chondrichthyes, Orectolobiformes, Stegostomatidae.
GGCGCUAAUGGCGGAGCUGCCCGGCUCGCGCUCGCUCGCUGCAGCCUCGGGCCCGGCCUCGCGCUCUCGCCGUUCCCUCGCUCAGAGCGCGGCCCGGCCCCGCUCGGCUUGGCCCCCAUUGCGGCAUACCGCCUACUAAAGUGCAGAUUCAGGAUUAUAUCGCAACAGGAGUUGGUCAUUCAGCCUGUCAAGCCUGCCCUGCCAUUCAGUGUAAUCGUGGCUGGUCGAACACAUGAAUGCCUUUUUCCCCACCCCAUCUCCGUAAUCCUGUAUAUUACAGAAUAACAUUGUUCUCCAAUGGAUGUCUCGGAUAGCCCUGAUCGUGACCCUCAUUCCCCUGAGGACCAACUCUCUGAAAAUGAUCUAUUACUUGAGGGUGGGCAUGAAAAUGAUGAUGAAGAGGACAUAAGCAAACGUUCAGACAAUGAUGGAGAAUGCAUUGAUUCUGAGGAUAACGACCGUUGCAGUGAUGCUGAGAAUCAUAGUAUUGGUGAACUUGACAAUGAGGGGAGUCGGGACAAUGGGGAAACCCAUGAGUCAGAGGGGGAAGAGGACGAGGAAAAGUUGAGAGAAGAAGGAGAUUACAGUGAAGAAAGUGGAAGUGAGGAGCCAUCUAAAGACUUGGAUGCAGGAUUUGAUCACGACAAUGUCGCAAGCCCAAAAAGAACUAGCAAUACUGAGCAAACUGAUAAAGCUGUUUCUGAGAAACAAGAUUCCCAAAUUGAUGAGGAGACUGCAAAUGAUUCCAAGGACGAAGCAUCUUCUGUCAUUAGGGACUUGGAUGAACAUGAACUGGACUACGAUGAGGAGGUCCCUGAAGAACAGCCAGGGGCUGUGACAGAAGACAGUGAAAAACAAAGCACGGAAGAGAAAAGUAGUGACUCUCCAAAGGAGGGUGAAACGGAGAAAAGUCAACUUGAAGAGAGAAAGUCUGAAAGAGACAGAAAAGAUUCAUUUCGUGAUAGAAAAAAGGAUGAAGAUGAUGGGGAGCUUGAUGAAGGAGAAGUUGAGGAUGACGAUCUUGAGGAAGGUGAAGUGAAAGAUCCCAAUGAAAGAAAAGUCCGGCCAAAGCCUAUCUGCAGAUUCUACAUAAAAGGUAACUGCACGUGGGGAAAUAAUUGUCGAUUUAUUCAUCCAGGAAUAAAUGACAAAGGAAAUUAUUCACUGAUAGCCAAACCAGAUCCUUUUUCACCAAAUGGAGGACAUCACCUGGGACCCCAUCCAUUAAUGCAGGCCAACCCUUGGGAAACGCAUGUUUUGGGUGCUCCAGUGAUUGAUGAAUUGAUGCCACCCAUUCCCUUAGAACCUCCAGCAGAGAGUGCGUGGGAAAGAGGCUUACGACAUGCAAAAGAGAUGCUGAAAAAAGCCACCAUCAGGAAGGAACAAGAACCAGACUUUGAGGAAAAACGGUUCAAUGUUACCAUUGGUGAUGAUGAUUUUGACAAGGAAAAUGAUUUUUAUCGGGACUGGAAUUAUCGUGUUGCAAGAGACAUCCGAGAGCCAGGCGACUUGGAGUACAGAGAGGCAAUCAGUUACGGGCCUGACCCCUAUAUAACUCCCUAUUAUGAGCAUGAAGUUGAACGGUACUGGCGUGGUGGACAAUACGAGAACUUCAGAGUCCAGUGGACAGAAGCGGACUAUCAUUACAGGGAAAGGGAGAGGGAAAGAGAACGUGAAAGGGAACGAGAAAGAGAACGUGACAGACACAGAGAACAGCGUGAGAGAGAAAGAGAAAGAGAAAGAGAACGAGGAAACAGAAUACGAGAGAGAGAACGGGACAGAGAGCGUGAACGUGACAAAGAACGACAGCGGAGAAAAGAAGAGUGGGAAAGAGAGCGUGCAAAACGAGAAGAAAAAGACCGAGCUCAAAAAGACAGAGAACGAGAGAAGGAGAAACCAAAACAAAGAUCUCCACCUCCAGCAAGCCGGCAAGUAGAACCACCCAAGAAAGAAGCUGCUCCAGCAACUACUGUAAAAAGAGCAGAUGAGUGGAAAGACCCUUGGCGCCGAUCCAAAUCUCCCAAAAAGAGACCAGUUUCAACUGCAUCACCAGGCCGUGGGCGCAAGCGACGAAGAACAUCUGGGUCCUCUGUUUCAGUCUCUGGCUCAUCAAGGUCGUCUUCUCGUUCUUCUUCCUAUUCAGGAUCUGGAUCAUCUAGGUCACGUUCAAGGUCGCACUCAAGAUCAUCCUCUUACACCUCCUAUUCCAGCCAUUCCUCCAGACACAGCUCUUAUUCUGGAAGCAGAUCAAGGUCCAGGUCAUUCUCAUCCUCACCCUCCCCAACUCCAUCACCAUCCCGGGCAAAAGAUGCUGCAGUUACAAAGACCAAAGGGGGAGCACCUAGUGUUGGUGGAGGUGGAGAUGCCCCUGCUGCCACAGGAAAAAGUGAAAAAAUGGUGAAGAAACUUACAUCGCCACAGCCGACAGGACACACUACAGGGGCAAAGGUUCCAAAGACCACCGCAGAGGGCACAAAACCUGCUGAGAACAGAGAUGGAAGGAAGAAAGAACGCCAGCCCCGGACACCACCUCGGAGGCGGACAGCAAGUGGCAGUGGAAGUGACAGUGGCAGCAGCUACAGUGGAUCAAGCUCUCGUUCACGAUCACAUUCUCGUUCAGCAUCUCGGUCAACGUCAGCAUCUGGUUCUCAAUCUGCAUCCGGGUCCCACAGGUCAAGGUCCCUCAGUGUGAGCAGUGUAUCAUCUGUGUCAAGUGCAUCAUCAAGCAGCAGCUCUGUAAGAAGUGCCGAUUCUGAGAAUAUGUAUGCAGACUUAGCUAGUCCAGUGUCAUCUGCCAGCUCCCGAUCACAAGCUCCUGCACAGAAACAGAAGGAAAAAUUGAAACCCAAAAGAGAGGAGGCACCAAGAGACAAAGAGCGAGAGGAGAGGCGGAAACGUGAGAUUCCACCACAGCCACAGAAAUCUAGCUCCACACCAAAACCCACUCAGAUCAGCAAACCCCCACAGCUUGUCUACAGUGCACAUAAGGACAUUAAAUUGACACUGCUAAACAAGCCAGCUGAUAAGGGCACCAGAAAACGAUAUGAACCUUCUGAUAAGGAAAGACCGUCCUCUCCACCAUCCAAACGGGCUACAGUUUCUCCAGAAAGAGGGCAUCGUGAGCGGAAGGCGUUUGGAAGGCCACCGUCACCAAAAGGUGAUCGUCAGAGUAGUCGAACUCCAGCAGUGGUUAGGUCAUCUCCUGCCCAAGCAGAACGGAAACGGCCACCAUCACCACAGUCAAAGGUCUCAAGCAAAGUGACCAGUGUGUCUUCAAGUUCCAGCAAGUCUCAUGACACAACAGCCUCUGCCGCUGCUACAUCCUCUGCAAAGUCAAGCAAAUCCAGCACGUUAUCACGCAGGGAGGAGCUGCUGAAACAACUGAAAGCUGUAGAGGAUGCCAUUGCCCGCAAACGAGCAAAGAUUCCUGGGAAGGUCCAGUAGCUGUGAACCAAUCAACGUGGGACCACAGUCUAUUGAUUAGAGACAGCUGUCAGUAUUUUCAAUGAUUAAAUCUGAGAUUUUUUCAGGAAGUAGCCAUGUUGAGGGACUACUUAGGUGCCUCACUGCCAUCCUCUCAACCUCCUGACAACCCAGUGGGUGACAGCUGCAAUUUAACUCCCAGAUCUGUCAUCAGUUUUUUUUAAAAAGUGGAGAGAUUGCUGCAGACUGUGAACUCUAUUACGUAUUUAACACAAACUGACGCUGCAGUGGCAAUCUGUUCAGACCAACAGUCAAGGACUGGACAUGAACAUAUGAAAUCUGACCCUAGGGAAAGCCACACCUUUUACACUGCUUUAGAAGUUCUUAGUGUGUGUGUGUUGUCUGAAGGAAUUCCCCAAAUAUACAUAAUGUGUUACCAGAGAGCAGGUGAAUGUGCUGUCAAACGCUGCUUUCUUGUUCUCCCUCCAUUUUUUGGGCAAACUUGUUCUUCUGGCUUCCCAAAUAAAUAUUCUUUCUUUUAUUUUACACUUUUCAGAUUUUUAAUCGCGUGUACACACCUAAUGGUUGUGUUGGAUGUGUAGGUUAAAGACUGAAAACUCUGAAACGAUCAUUCUGUUAACACACAGCUGGGUUAUUGCAGUAAAACUGUUUUUUUAUAUGCUGAUAACAUCUGCAGAAGCUGGGAGGACAGUAAUUGCAUUGAAUGGGCAGAUAAAUGUUCAGGAUUGACUUUUUUUACAUGACUUUAAUAAAGGAUUUACUAGUUGUAAAGAUUCAGAACUGUUUUGAUCAGUAACCUAGCCUUAAGUUAAUGAAAGUAAGUCUGCGUCAAUAUUUGCACUUGAGGAGAUACUCUUCACAGGUCGGUCAGCUUCCUCACUGUUCUUGCGCUUCACGUGUCACAUAUAGAAGAUGCAAGAUGAAAAGUUGCCUCAACCUUCCGCAUCAAACUGUGCUGACCCUCAGCUUGUACCUGUCUAAGUUACAACCCUCAGGCAUGAUUCACAUGAGCAUCUUACGUAGUGCCAUCCUCUUUCCUUCUCCCCAUAAUUCUGCGCAUUCUUCUCACUCAGAAGCCCAUCAAUUCCUUUUUGAAAAUCUUGAAUGAACCUACCUGCUGCACACUCUCGGGCAACAUGUUUCAGACCCUUAUUGUGUGAAAAAGUUCUCUCACAUCACCUUUUCUUCUUCUAUAAAUUACUUUAAAUCGGCACCCUCUUGUCGAUCCUUUCACUUUUGACUUUUUUUUACAAACUGUCUCUGCUUGCCAUCUCCUCAGUCCCUGCAACUUCCAUGGGAUCAACUCAAAAACAGAUGCAGUAAAACCCUUCAGGCUGUUCAUAUGCAGGCACUGUCACCUUUUGUCUGCCUUACAGCUGAAACUGAGGCUUCCUGCCAUGCAAAGUUGCCUGAUCCUUAACCUGAGGUAUAUCAUACACACAUUUCACAUCUUCUCAUGUGUAUGUUUACAAUCCUCGCUUCCUGUAAGUGUGUGUUUAUGAUGAUGAUAAGUGGCUUCAGGUGAAGCUUGACGUAUAAUUAAAUAUAAUUAGUUGAUUGAGUAAACAUACCUUAGAGUGAGGCUUUUUCUUGGUUUUCAAACUACACGUCACUCAUUUUGUUUUCCCAACUGGAAAAAUGUAAAUUGCUAGCAAUAUUCUUAAGUCUGAGUGUAAUGCUACAGAAAAUAAUAUACAUUCGCAGAAUUCUUGGAGUGUCCUGCAUGUGCUGGUCCUUGAUAACUUUGGAGCCAGAUGGCUCUUGGUCACCAAAAGAGCAAGCAAAAAUAAUUUGAAGCCAAUUUUAAAGGACUUUUUGAACCAAAUCAGUUGGGAAUGUGGCACAUAAUCAAGCUGCCUAGUAGACUUUUAUUUAAGGAGUAACAGCAAGCAUUGUCUUUCAGCUCAGUUGAACUUUCAGGUAAAUCCACUUGCAGUCAGAGAAACUGCUUUGUUUCUUUUUAUCCACACGAAAACAAGAUUAUCAGGAUCCAGUUUGGAACCAAGUACUGAUAGGCUGAGACACAUUCCCACUCGAUUUGACAAACCAUGACAGAAACAGAUCCAAGUAACUUGACGAGUUAAUCUCUCAGGGCCGUGCUUCAUUGAGCAGCUUGGAGCAGUGUCUAAUCUAAUGUCCAUAGGUCAGGGUGAACCUGAGUGGCUGCUGUAUUGAAGUCACAGGAACGGAAUUCCUGUUGCAGAACUAAAGUGUCAGGGGCAAAGUCUGAGACAUUGUAGCUGCUAUCCUUGUCCUGUUAAAUUGUGCACAUUUACAAUAUGUUUCUGCAUUUGUUUCUUAUUUGUAUGUAUGUAAUAGAUCUUCAAAUCUCAUCAAAUGUUGAAGCUUGGAUCAUUGUCUCUCUUGGGGGCUCUGAGUGAGUCUAGGAUACAUUAAAUGCAAUGUACGUACUCUGGGAUUUCAUUGGUGCAGGAGUUUCUCUUGCCGAUCAUGCCAUCAUUAGCUCAAAUCAGGAAACUAUUUAAAUACAGUUUCCAAAACCUCUGCCUGGCGGCUGUGCAGGAUAUAGUCAAAUGGAUAAAGGUGGGGCUGUUUUCAAGAUUGCCCCAGUGUUGCGUCACUAGCUGACAGAAUCCAUAGCAACUGGGCAGUGUUUGCUGCAAUGUUUUGUUUGUGAACUGGAAUGUUGCCUUUUGCCCGGCAAGUUUUUAUAAAAGUUCUUGUCAGUCAACCAAAUUGAUCUGAAGCAAUGGUGGUGGUGGAGAGAGUUAGGAACUGCAGACUACAUCAGUGUGUGCCCUGCAGUACUAAGACUAAGACACAUGAAUAGAACAGCAAACUGCUUCAGUGGGUUUGCUGAUUGUCCACAGUGGUUUGCAAUUGUUUCCCCUCUCUUCCUCCAGGCAUUUUCUAUUGCUAAGAUUCCGGGGGCAUCAAGUGACCUUGGAUACCUUUGUCAUGAAGUUAAUUAAGACAGUGCUGCUUGGAGGCUGUUUAAUUACAGCAACAUUUCAGCUGGACCUAUCCCCAUUGACCAAGGAUUCUUGAGCUCAGUAGAUCAGAGGCUGAAAUUAAAUAUUCAGAAUACACCAGCAUAAAACUGCACCUUGAUCUAAAGGGAGCAGCUGCCAAUGCAUUUUGCACUAUAGAGCCAUAUGGAAUGUAUCUCUGGUUUUAUGUCUUUUAUCCCUGAUUAACCGAGCUGGAUAGAAGCAAUAUUCUACUAUCCAUUGAGUGUCAUAUGGUAACGUGUGUAGACUCUUCCUCUCUCUUUCUUGCUGUCUCCCCAAUCUUUGAUUUAUUAGUAUAUUCACAAGUCUGAGUUUUUUUCAUAAUCAUUAUCAGAAACCAAACAGAAAUCAGGACUGUGCUUUUGAUUGAGGAUGUCCUGCAAAGGAAGACCCAGGAUCAGUUUGGGAAUUCUUUGCCUGUAAUUCAGCGCAAGGAUUUAAUAGAACUAAAUAGUACAUAAGUUAUCGACAUGUUGUAUGUGACCAACGUGGGACAUCUGUACUGUGGCUCUAUUUGGGGUUGCAUUGAAAGUUGUCUAAUGUGUGACCAAUGGUUUAUAUAGAGAGAGAGGGUCCAGCACAGGCUCCAAACAUCAACAAACAUAACCUGAGUGCUCACAUUAUAAUUUAUUUGAGUGAGGCUCCCUUGGCUUAAUGGGCCGAAUCAACUAAAGUGUAACUAGGUCAAUGAAAAAUACUCGCUCACAAUGAGAACGUAAAUUGAUUUAUUAGAAAUGAAAACUAAUGGAAUGUUUCUGGAAUGUGUGUUGAUACUGAACUGAUGCGGUUUCAUAAGUUUGCUUCAUUUAUACUCCUGGUAUGCACCCUUCAUACACUGGGCACCAUCUUUAGUUUACUGAUAUAUUCUGUAUUGCUGUUUGUGGGCAGUAACUCACUCCCUUAACCAGCUGAGUCAUGAGGCAAACUGCAGUGCGGUGCUCUAACUGUGAAGUUCUUAGAGCUCUAAACACUAUGCAGCACGAAGGUAUUUGUAAGUAAUUGCUCCCUAACAAAUUGUACACGAGUCAUCACAUGAUUCAAGGAUGCUGAAAUCCCGUGACUCCCAGCCCUAUCAGUAGCUUUCAACUCCUGUUCCCUCCUUCCUUUUCUGGAUCCAUAAGGAGCUGGCCCCUGCCUGACUGUUAACAAUAUGAUAAUAUUCAAUCACAUCCAAAACUAAUUGCCUUCCUCACCCAAACUCCACUUGUGGGCUUUCAGUGGGAUGGUUACUAGAUAGCUCUCAGUUGGAGAUCUAGAUGGCAUCCUCUCUCUCUCCCCCCCCAACUCUCUGACUCUCUCCCAUUAUCUCUUGUUUCCCCCCUCCACUAUUUCUAACUCACUCUCCUCUCUGUGUCUGUUCCCCUCCCUCUUCUGCCAUAAAUGUUUUACUAGUUUUUGUGUGUCUCUUCUCCUCCUGGGAUCGGUAAACCUCCCCAGCGAGUAAUCUGAAUCUUACUAAAUUGGCUUUUAAAGACAUUGUUUAAAUUAAAUGAUUUCAUGAUUAAUCUAGGUAUGCACACUUCUGUUGUGGUCUGUGUUGUUCUGGGUGACUAUUUAAAGAGGAAGGCCCAGUUAAUUCUCAGGCUGAUGCCAUUAAAUACAGUGAAACAUUUAUUCAGAACCUUAAAUUGGUUGAAGUCUGCAUGUGCAGUCAGAGUGUUUCGUAGUGUCUGUACCAGUCAACCUGCAAUAUUAGGUAAUGUCCCUGGGGACAGUCUGCAAAUUUCUUUGGUGUCUGUACAUUCUGCUUGUACGUACAGUCUCUAGCGUUCAUCAGUCCUUGCAGACUUUCACCAUUCCCGGGCAACCUGCAGGGUUCACUAUCCAUUUUAGUCAAGAUUGGAGAAAGCAAUACCAGAUGUUGCAGAGGUCAGAUUAUCUGCUAGAAAUACAACAAAUCUGUGAGAUAAAAGCAGCUCUAUUCCAAGUUCUAACCUCAGCCUGUCUCAGUAUUGGAGCUAAUGGACCGUUUAAAACAAUUGGUGUUUUUCUAAAUUUGGGGCAAUGGAGAUAUAUAUCAGUGGACUGAUGAUCGUGAGCUUUGUUGUGGCAGAAGUUAACAGGCUGAAUGUUACUGUGAAAUUGGCCAAGUAGAGGUAACUUGCUGAAACUUCAGGCCCCAGUGGGGCGAAGCUGGGCUGGUCAAGGCAUUGUAGCUGAGAACAAAGACCAGCUGUUCUUGUGUGGUGAAGCAGACAGUUGCAUAUAUUAUACUAUAAAGAAUUUCUUGGUGUUUAAAAAUCCUGACUGUUUCAGUUAUUAUAGUAAAAGUUUAUAAAAAGCUGCAGUUGCUUAACAUAAAAGCAAAAUACUGUGAGCAGUAGAAAUCUGAAAUGAAAACAAAAUACUGGAAGUACAGGCUUGAUAAAAGCCUUUUUUUUCUCCUCUCAAUCCAAUUGCCAUUCUCUUGUUUUUGCUUUUUUUAAAAAAAACUAUUUAUUAUUUUCGUCCUCUGCAAACCUUUCAAACCCUCUUGGCUGCCUUUCUUAAUUCUCCUCAUUUGUAAGAGUGGGUAAGAAUGGCCUCUAGGGAUUAGUGCUGGAGGUUUGUAUGCUCCCAAUCUCCUCUGUGUUUGAAAAUCUGAGUGUGCUGUGCAGAGAUCCUUUGGUUACUUCAUAUCUUUGAUUGCACGGUCAGAGAAUGACAGCAAUUUCAUCAUAGAUUACACUGUGAUAGAGAUUACAUUGGCACUGAGUCCAGGUGGAUUGCCCCUUUGUGAGGUCUCCAAGGGUAUCCAAGGUGAAGCAUAAAGUGCUAAUUUCAAGAGAAGUUUCCUAGUUACUCAGGAUAGUCUUCCCUACAUACAAACACUGUCAGAGCUUUACCCAGAGCCUGCUGAACCUUGUCUGAGCCCCUCCCUAAUCUCUGCAUGAAGUAAAUGUUCAGUUUGGGUUGAAUCCUAGAAGAGUGAACAGCAACACAAAGACUGAUUUUACUGGGAGUUAGUGGAAUUCCAAAUGUAAAUGCUGUGUUGCUUGGAGGAAUCUGCAGGUGCAGGUUCUGCCAAUUAAACCUGUUUGUACAGAGCCACAUGGAAGGCAGCCAUGAUUAAUGUUUCUCUGCUAGUUGCGCUGAUGCUCAUUGUUUCUUUCUAUGAAGAGUUUUGUAUUAAUGGUAGUGAUUGUGUAAAAUCUAAACUUUUUGUAUUUUCUGCUCCCUGUAAUGGUUGUUCCAAACCCCAGUCCCAUAAAAUAAACUCUGUAUCUCUUGUCUAA